Messenger RNA from Gongylonema pulchrum, 465 nucleotides. The record is from the annotation of a GenBank genome assembly. NCBI's taxonomy places the organism in Eukaryota, Metazoa, Nematoda, Chromadorea, Rhabditida, Gongylonematidae.
AUGUGGACGAUCAGGCGACCCUUCGAAAAGAUUCCGUUGCAACUGAUCAUUCCAGGUAAAGAAGCUCUUCAGCAGUUGAUUCUCAGCGAGGCGCAAAUCACCUUGGAGCGCCUUCCGGCCAUCGAGAAUUACCGCUUAACGCUUCAAGCCUCGAAAAAUGCGUACACUGGUGUUCGACCAACGAUUGUAGAGCUAAUGCAUGGAGCACGCGAAGCUGCCGUUGCGGAAAAGGGUGUAUUUAUACCUGUUUUCACAAACAUUGUCGGCGCACUGCUGUAUCUACGGAAUAGCUGGGUAGCUGGACAAGCCGGUCUUCGUAAGUGCAUCACUAAUAAUUCUAUGUACAUGCAAUUUGCUCAGGGGACCAAACUGAUGCACUGCACGUCAGAGGAACUUGCAGCCGUGCAGAAAGCAUUUUUCCCAGCGACUCAGCACUUUCAUCAAUAUUCGCAGUCACUGCAUUAA